Molecule: messenger RNA, 1934 nt
Organism: Oldenlandia corymbosa var. corymbosa
Lineage: Eukaryota; Viridiplantae; Streptophyta; Magnoliopsida; Gentianales; Rubiaceae
Source: the annotation of a GenBank genome assembly
ACUAACUUUUACAUAUUUUAGCAUUUGUCAUCACCGUCACCUGACAGAUGACAGUUCAAUUCACUGAAAAUUUGAUUAAUUUAAAUGCUUCUGUCGCAUUUCCUCCCUCCUCCUUCCAUGAUCCAUCUGGGUUCUUGAAGGUGGCUGCAAAAGACUCACAAAUUCAAAGAAGCAGAAGAAUUGUGAUCUGGGUUCUUCUCUCCAUAAGCUAAACUCCAGGUAAGUAAUUAAUUGAUUAAUCAUAUAAGCACCAAAAUCUUUUCAUCUUAUAAGAAUCCUUUCGGCUAUCAGCGCCUUAAUUCGUUAUAUUCAAAGGUCGAACUUAUAAUUCUUGACAAGAUUUCCGGAAAUCGUUUCUCCAUUUAUAAAAAUAUGUGAGUUGUUUUCAUGCUUCAAUAAUUAGUGCAAAUGUAUCAUUUUGAAGUUAUGUUUUUAAGUUUGGAACACAAAUUGUGCUAUUAAUUAAAGUUUUUGAGAAGAGUUUCAUUGAUCAUUGCUCAAACUUGUUGCUUAGUUCAUUGAUGCAUAUUUGAAUUAUCAGCAGAGAAAUGUUAGAUCUAGUUUGUAAGUAUAUUGUUGACGAAACUUUUUCGUCCAUUUACCAUUUUCUUACAAAGAAGAUGAUCAAUCUGGAGGUCAACUCUUCUUCCUGGCAGGUCUAAUUAGCUGCUAUGGAUCCUUUUCGAGCAAGAUGCUUAUCAUUCACUCCGCCAGAUACAACAUUGCAGCUUGGGAGUAAAAACUACCCAUCAAUUUCCAAUCCUGCAGAUAUCCAAAUUUCUUCAAAGGCCCCUAAAGCUCCAUUAUUUGCAAUUAAACCUACCUCCAAUUCAUCCACAACUCAGUUGAUUUCAUUUGGGAGCUCAUCAAGCUCAUCUUCAACCUUCAGGACUAACGACGCCGGAAAAUCUGGUUCAAACCUUAUAAGAUUGAACACGAGAUUUGUUGCAAGUACCGAAAAGAGGAAAGAUCUUGUCCCAGCAAUGAUUAGCUUCAAGAAGAACAGUAAUAUGCAGUUCUCUGCAUCUGCCUCGAGCAGUAGCAGUAGUUCUUCAUCUUCCUUGGACUUGGAAGAACUUCAACACUUCCCAGUUACUGUGAAGAAAGUUGUUAGGACUCCAUACCAAGCCAGAUAUCAUGUUAUGUUGGAACGAAAGAGACGAGAGAAGCUUUCCCAACGAUUCAGGGCUCUGUCUCAAUUACUCCCUGGCCUCAAAAAGUAUGACAAGACAUCUGUCAUUGAGGGAGCUAUUGAUCGUUUGAAAGAACUUGAAGAAAGAGUGAAACAGACAACCGAAGAAUUAAGGUUGCUGAAAGGGGAAAUGGAUGCAGAAUCUGUUCACAGUACAGAAAACUCUGCGAUUGCCAGUCGUUUCCAUGAAGUUGAAGAUGAUGGGGAUGAAGAUGUUGAUGAUAACAAUGAUCAUGAGGAAGAGGAGGAGGAUGCGGAAGAUGAUCAGCCAUCUAUGAAGAAAAGGAAACUCCAAACAUCUAAAGGAUAUGUGGUGGUAGAAUUCGAGUGUAAGAAAGAAACCAUGGAAUUAAUUAGAGAAGAAGAUAUCGCAAGUGAGAUCAUAAAGCUAGAUUUAACUCCUGCACGUACAAAGAUUACCCCUUCUGGAGAUGCCAUGGUUUCUGUCUCCAUAGUAGCCGAGAUCAAUGGAGGGUGUAACCUGACGGAAGUAGAAAUUACAAAUAGGAUACAGCCAGCUCUGUUAAAGCUCAUCAGUGCCUGAAGUGAAGACAUAUACAUGCUAUAACUCCGAAGGAAGACAGAUGAGAAAAACAUAGCUAAAUUGUGUAGUACAAGCAGGAAAACUAUUGGAUUGUAGAUUAUUACUUGUUAUUUUUCAAUCUUUACAAUGAACUCAUACAAGAUUGGGGCAAACUUGAAUCAAUUAAGUUCACAUUCUCUAUAACAUGUUUUUUGGCUG